Molecule: messenger RNA, 318 nt
Organism: Alternaria infectoria
Lineage: Eukaryota; Fungi; Ascomycota; Dothideomycetes; Pleosporales; Pleosporaceae
Exons: 2
Coding region: 1-318 (105 amino acids)
Source: RefSeq, a predicted model, not a curated record
AUGGAGGCCUUCAACAUGAACAACUACACCGAACAAGAACAAUCUGAAGAGUCACUCAAAGCUACCAUACUGUCCCAUGCAUCCGCAGUCUACGGCCCACAAGAACGUAAGGGCCAUAAGUUCGACGUCAUUACUGGGACAAGGGUCACCAACGACAUGGUUACAGUGUAUACAGCUUGCUUCAUCGUCUACCCGUACAUCGGACGCUCGGAUUGGGACCCUCUCCUACAGUCACAAGAGGGAGCUACUGUGGCGAUGGUCUAUGGAGCGCUCAUCUCUAAAUUACGUAACAGGGUCACCGAUAUCAUGGGUCAGUGA